CCACCGCAUGAACAUGUGGUCAGCUCAGAUGUCUCCAAUGUAAAUAUGUUCCAAAUAUAGUGCUUUAUCAGAAUGGUGGUUGUCACUGUGCGAUUAAUCAGGUCCUUUGAGCACCGGAACAUUCAGUACUUGGUGAUGAAGGAUGUGGAUACUAGCCAGACAGUAGAACAGUUCAAAGAAAAAAUCAAAGAUGUGAUAGAAAAGAAGCCAGGUCUGCCACCACCUUUCAGGAAAUACCUUUAUGAUACUCUGAAGAUAUCUCACAAGGCUCAUGGUGCAAAGGCGAAUGUGUUAGUGAUUGACACGGAGCAUGAUGACAUCCUCAUACUGAAGGAUGCGAGGACACUGGCUGAGUGUGGAGUAGAAAAUGAAACAGAACUUUCAUUCUUCAAAGCAGAAGAUUAUUAUCAAUUCCAGAAAAAUCCGAACACAAAGUGGUGACUGUUGUGGGGAAACAGGAACAAACUUUUUACUGACCCAAUCUGUCGAUGCAAAUUUUUACCCUGUUUUUGCCAUUCACAUUGCAAGCUGCAUUUCUACAUGGUACAUUUAUGCUGGCCUACAGGAUUUUUAAUACUUCUCACAUUCUUCACUGAAUGUUUUAGUAGAGUUGAUUUUAGAAAAAAAAAACUAUUUCAAAAGGAAGUCAAUGUGUAGUAUGCAUAUAAAUUAUUACUAGCUGCAUUUCUACCAUGUAUGCUGGUCUACGUUCGCAGUUUCUUUAAUGGUUCUCACAUUCUUCACUGAAUGUUUUAAUAGACUUGAUUUUAGAAGAAAAAAAAAACUGUCUUAAUUUGUUUGCAAAAAGAAGUCAACGUUUAGUAUGCAUAUAAAUUAUUACUAGCUGCAUUUCUACCAUGUAUGCUGGUCUACGUGCGCAGUUUCUUUAAUGGUUCUCACAUUCUACACUGAAUGUUUUAGUAGAGGUGAUUUUAGAAAAAAAAAAGUGUCUUAAUUUGCAAAAAGAUCAUUCAGUAUGCAAGUAAUUAUUAGUGUCGCAUGUGAAGGAGAAAGUGUAUAGUUCAGGGAAGAUCAGUUGGUGUACAUUACACAUACCUGUACAUAUAUCAUUCCUCAUACUUGUCUAUUCAUGCAGUUCAGCCUAUAUCCUUGUGUCAAUCUGAAAAAAUGCUGAAAUAUUUAAAUGUGGCACCUUUAUAUAUAUACCUGUACAUAUAUAACAACUGUUUAUCUCUAUAGAAUAAAUAAAUUUUUGUGCAGAUAUGCUAUAACACACUUAGUCUGGUUUUGAUCUGAUGAAAACUAGUACAAGUAUUAUAGAGAAGUAAGAUCAGUAGGCAGUAGUGAAAUUUUUGGUUGUC
Molecule: messenger RNA, 1322 nt
Organism: Liolophura sinensis
Lineage: Eukaryota; Metazoa; Mollusca; Polyplacophora; Chitonida; Chitonidae
Product: UPF0538 protein C2orf76 homolog
Exons: 5
Coding region: 73-441 (122 amino acids)
Molecular function (GO): protein binding
Source: RefSeq, a predicted model, not a curated record